AUGUUCAUACACUGGUUAAUAUUAUUAAUUAGUUUUCUAUUUGUUAUAAUUAAUGCUGAUAUUAACAAAGUUAAAUAUUCAUCUAUAAACAAGGCUAUCAUUGAACAUGGAUCAUAUGAUAUUAUUACUAAUGAUUCACUUAAUCAAUCUUGGAAAGCAACAACUAAAAAAAUUUUAAUUCGAGUAACUCGUCUGAAUAAAAAAUCAAUAAUACAUAAUCGAUAUCGACGUGAAUUAGUUGAAGCGAUACAAACUUCUGAUUUUGUUAUUAAUAUAGCCAAAGCAAUGGAAAAUUUUGAAAGUACUGAAGAAAUUUGGGGCAUGGCAAAAAAGGUUGCUAUAGCAGUAUUUGUUUUUGUAUCAUUAUGUAUUAUUUGCUGUAUUGUUACAACAAUAUGUAUUUGUAUUAAAUGUUGUUGUGGUAAUAAAAAUAAUAAACGAAUGAGAAAUCAAGAUUUUACUACUACAUCACAACCAAUAGUUAUUCAUACAGGUUCAUCAAAUUAUCAACAAACACCAUUACAAACAUGGAAUUCUGAAAAUCAUCCAAUGUUAACACAACCAAGUGCACCACCACAACCAAUGGAUGAUUUUCUUAUGGAACGUCCACCACCUUAUGAAAAAAUUUGUACAAGUAGAUAA
Molecule: messenger RNA, 642 nt
Organism: Rotaria sordida
Lineage: Eukaryota; Metazoa; Rotifera; Eurotatoria; Philodinida; Philodinidae
Source: the annotation of a GenBank genome assembly